CGUCAACAACAGCAAGAAUUCUAAGCUUCUUAGUUCGUGUUCUUUCAUCAAGGAUGAUAUCAAGAAGUGCCAGGGGCUCGGCAAGAAGGUGUUGCUUUCUAUUGGGGGAAUAUACUCUUCCUCGAGCAACUAUACCCUCUCCUCUGUACAGGCUGGUAUCGAUUUCGCCGACUUUCUCUACCAGGCCUUCGGUCCUUUCAAGACCGGCUACGAGGGACCUCGACCUUUCGAUAUUAGUGGCACUGAACACACCACCAUCGACGGUUUCGAUUUUGACAUCGAGACUAAGUUCAAUACUAACUUGUAUGGUUAGGCGACCAGCGGCCAUAUGUCCGCAUGGUGAACCAUCUUCGCGAUCUCAUCGCUGCUGACAGCCAGAACAUUCUUCUCACUGCUGCUCCUCAAUGCCCGCAAUCCGCCCAAUAUUUCCAAAUGCAGACUAUCCUUCAGCAGGCCAAGUUCGAUAAGAUCUGGAUCCAGUUCUACAAUAACCCCUCUUGCGAGGCUUGGACCACCGGCUUCAACUACGAUGACUGGGAAAGCUUCAUCAGCGGUGGCGUUAAUAGCGCCGCUGAGCUCUUCAUCGGUCUUCCCGGUAGCGCUUCCGCCGUUGGUUUUCUCGGAAGCGGCUACAUCACAGCCUGGCAGGCUAAGAACCUGAUCUGCUCGUACAAGAAUAGGGAGCAUUUCGGCGGUGCUAUGUUAUGGGAUGCUUAUUAUGCUUCCCAGAACCAAGAUCUUGCCGGAAAGAGCUACUACAACUUGAUUUCCGAGGCGCUGAAGUGCGGUGGCUGUGAUGGAGAUGUCUGCGAGCCUGUGGUAACAAGCAGCUCGUAUACUAUCUCGUCCACCUCGUCGACCGUUAGCACCACUAGCUCUUAUACUUCCUCGACCGUCAGCGCCACAUCUACCUCGAGCUCUGCGUCCAGCACUAGCAGCAGCAUCUCUACUUCUACUCCUCGUACAGUGCUUCAACCACUUCCUCGGAAGACGAUUGCCCUCCGGAUGAGACCUCCAGCUCAUUCAUCGAGUCGUCUACUCACAGCGCCUCGUCUACUUACAGCAUCUCUUCUGCUUACAGUACCUCUUCUCCUUACAGCGCUUCAUCUAUUUAUAACACCUCAUCCGGCAGCUACCCUACCGCAUCGGUUACGACCAGUGCUUCCAACAUCGUCUCCGAGACUCGCUCCGUGAGCGCAACCUCGUCGCCUUACCCUACCGGUAGCGCUUCUACCACGGAGUACACGACGAGCACAGUUUACUCUACCACCGUCUACACAGUGACGUCGUGCGCUCCCAGCGUCACCGACUGCCCCGCCAAGGGCAGCGUCGUCACUAAGACGAUUGCUCUGUACACCACCGUGUGCCCCGUCACGGAGAUCCAGAAGCCGACGCAGACCCCGACCGCUGUUCCCUACACGAGCACCAUCUACAGCACGCGCGUCGCCACCAUCACCAAGUGCCCGCCUAGCGUGACUAACUGCCCCGUCGGCUCCGUCACCACCGAAACCAUCGCAAUCUCAACCACGAUCGUCUCUACCACUGUCGAGACAACGGCCGAGACUAAGUCCACCACUCCCGUCGUCGCGUCGUACCCAGUCGUCAGCGUCGGCAACCAAUACCACGAGGCAUCGCCGUCCAAGGACGUGCAGACCGCCGCAGUGUCCAGCUACCCCGUCGUAAACAACCCUGCUGUUC
Daldinia caldariorum is the source of this 1698-nucleotide messenger RNA. RefSeq names its product glycoside hydrolase superfamily. Gene Ontology annotation, biological process: carbohydrate metabolic process. The record is from RefSeq and is a predicted model, not a curated record. Bases 337 to 1194 code for a protein of 285 amino acids. NCBI's taxonomy places the organism in Eukaryota, Fungi, Ascomycota, Sordariomycetes, Xylariales, Hypoxylaceae. Gene Ontology annotation, molecular function: chitinase activity. The transcript is spliced from 3 exons. Gene Ontology annotation, cellular component: extracellular region.